This is a messenger RNA of Orbicella faveolata, 1665 nucleotides long. RefSeq lists its product as uncharacterized. The record is from RefSeq and is a predicted model, not a curated record. Gene Ontology annotation, biological process: sensory perception of taste. Lineage: Eukaryota; Metazoa; Cnidaria; Anthozoa; Scleractinia; Merulinidae. Gene Ontology annotation, cellular component: membrane.
GAAGGAGGUAUAGCGCUUAAUUAAUCAGAAAACAACUUCGACAGCAAGCAUUAUUACGAUGAGUACUCAACUUGGUAAUGAUAACUCAAAAGUCACUACUGACGGCGAGGUCGAUUCCCCAGUGAUCAUUUUAAACGAGUUUAGAGAGAGAAGUAAGGAUGAGCAAGGUUUAACUCAGAAUGCAAACGCAAUCGCACUGAACACCGAUCAUGCAAGAAAGAUUUGUUUCAUUGCAAAGCUGCAACCUUUGUUCCUUCCUAUGAAGCUGUUUGGAUUGUUCAUCGACGAUAUAAUGGAUUAUGAGGGAGUGCCAAAUCGAAGCCGAGCUUCUGUAUUUGCAAAUCGUUUGUAUCAGUGCUUCGUUUUACUGGUGUUUUGGCUCAACUUUGGCAAGACUUUGGCUUCGUUUUGGGUCGAUAAAGACCACCGUCACGAUGACACCCUAGUCCUUGCAAUGAUGUUAUGGUUUCUGCAGACCGCUCUACAAGCUACGAUCUGUUUCUUCACUAUGCAAAUCACAUCCAAAAAGUCCGGUCUGAAAAGUUUGAUGUCAUAUUGGAAUUCUCAGCCGAACUUUGACGAAUUGGUAAUUGAGCCAUACAUGAUAAAGUCCAUCAAGCGAACACUGUUGGUCACAUAUUUCCUCAUGGCAUUAAAUUCAGUGUUCAACGCUUUAAUUGCUUUUCUUCCCUCUGAAUCCCUACAACUCCUUGCAAGAGCGCUAAUGUCCCCCCUCCCUAUCGACAACAUAGCAGUGAAGGUGCUUAGCUUUGUAGUUACUUUGUACUGCACAGCCGCCUGGCUGAUGCCGUUGGCUAUCUUUACAGCCGUUUGCCUGACUUUGACUCAUCAAUGCGGUCGUCUUAGAAAGGCUAUGCGCUUGACUGCGUCCGCCGAUAGACUACGGAGGGUGAUAAUUUUACGACGGCAGCACUCGUCGUUAUGUGGCUCUGUGAGAAAAGCGGAUAACUUAUUCAAGUUCUUAACACUUGUCGUUUACGUCACCAACAUUCCGCUGGUUUGCUUUCUGCUCUAUCAUUUGAUAUUCAUCAAGUAUAAUGACACGACCACGAUUUUGAUUUUAAGCUUUUGGUUUGCUAACGUUAUUGUUAUCAUGGUGGGCGUGUCUUUCCUGGGGGCAAGCAUAAACAACAAGAUUCAUUCCUUCACGGAGGUUGUUCAGAAAGUUCAAAUUUCCAACGUUGAUUUGGAUACACACACUGAGGUAUGCUUUUAAAAACCUACAAUCCUGGCACUUUACAAAAUGCCAACUGCAUGGUAAAGCAAUGUUUUGAAGUGGAAGUCAUUGUUCAAUUUUAUGAGCCCCCUCCACCCAAAGCAAUGUUGGAAUAGGGUGUCUACUUUGAAUGGAUCAGCCGCGGCAUCAUGUGUUGGGGAUGGGGAGGGGAAGGUGGACAGAAAGACCAUAUGUUGGCAAAAGUGCAGAGUGCACCGAGACUUAUGGUCAUGCAGGAUUGUAGCUAUGUUUUUUAAUGCGAUUCUUUAAGUCUGACCGAAUUCGCAAAAACAUGCCCACAUUGACUAAAAGACAGUCCCACCGGCCAGAAGUCAUCUGACCACCCCCCUCCCUGGCUAGGAGAUUGGCCCCUCACGCAUGCGUGUGGCAUGGACCACUCCAGCAGGGUCCCAUGUUAACAAGGUUAA